UCGUUGCCCUAUUCUGCCGGGACAAAGUAAAAAUGCAUUGUGGUUGUGAUAGAAGUAAGAAUUAACAGUCGUGUGUAGUUUCACUUGGAUCAAGGGUUCCGGUUGACAUCAGGCGUGUUAGUGUUUUUAUUUUGUGCAGACAAAGAACUUUGCCUUCAGUUGUGAGCAGUUUGUCACAAACAUGGCUCCAACGAUUCAGACACAAGCUCAACGAGAAGACGGACACAGGCCAUCCUCUCACAGAACUGUACCAGAGAGGUCAGGAGUUGUCUGUCGUGUGAAGUACUGCAACAGCUUGCCCGACAUCCCUUUUGAUCCCAAAUUCAUCACAUAUCCAUUUGAUCAGCACAGGUUUGUACAGUAUAAAGCCACUUCUCUAGAGAAGCAGCACAAGCAUGAACUCCUGACUGAGCCAGACCUUGGGGUCACCAUCGAUCUCAUCAACCCAGACACCUACCGCAUAGACCCCAACAUAUUGUUGGAUCCCGCCGAUGAAAAACUUUUGGAAGAGGACAUCCAGGCUCCAUCCAGUUCGAAGAGGUCACAGCAGCAUGCCAAAGUGGUCCCGUGGAUGAGAAAGACAGAAUAUAUUUCUACUGAGUUUAACAGAUAUGGCGUUUCCAAUGAGAAAGUGGAAGUCAAGAUCGGUGUCUCUGUCAAACAACAGUUUACAGAAGAAGAGAUCUACAAGGACAGAGACAGCCAGAUUUCUGCUAUUGAGAAAACAUUUGAGGAUGCACAGAAAUCAAUUACACAGCACUACAGUAAACCCAGAGUUACUCCUGUGGAGAUACUACCUGUAUUCCCUGACUUCAAGAUGUGGAUCAACCCAUGUGCUCAGGUCAUCUUUGACUCUGAUCCUGCACCUAAAGACAUAUCAGGACCAGCAGGAGUGGAAAUGAUGUCUCAGGCCAUGAUCAGAGGUAUGAUGGAUGAGGAAGGAAAUCAGUUUGUGGCCUACUUCCUGCCCAAUGAAGACACACUUCGCAAGCGCAAGCGAGACUGUGAGGAGGGAAUGGAUUACAUGCCUGAUGAUCUGUAUGAUUACAAGAUAGCCAGGGAGUACAACUGGAAUGUCAAGAACAAAGCCAGCAAGGGUUAUGAGGAGAAUUACUUCUUUAUCUUCAGAGAUGGAGAUGGUGUUUACUACAAUGAGCUCGAGACAAGGGUGCGUCUGAGCAAGAGAAGAGCCAAGGCUGGAGCACAGUCGACCACAAAUGCUGUGCUGGUGUGUAAGCACAGAGAUAUGAACGAGAAAGAGCUUGAAGCUCAGGAAGCACGUAAAGCUCAGCUGGAGAACCAUGAGCCAGAAGAUGAAGAGGAAGACAUGGACUUGGAUAAGGACAUGCAGGACUCUGGUGAUGACAAAGAGAAGGGCAGCGGCAGUGAGGCAGAGAACUCUGGUAGUGAAUCUGAGAGGGAGGAUGAAGAGCGGGAACAAAGGGGAGAAGAUGAAGAUGAGGAUGAGGACAGAGGGAAGAGAAGGAGGAAAGCAAGCGGCAGUGGAAGUGAAAGCGGUGAGGAGAGGACCAGAGAGAUGCGAGAUGAGGAGGAGAUCUUUGGCAGUGACGACGACAGUGACGACAACGAGCCCAAGAACUCAGCCAGGAGCAGCGGAGACGAGGGCAGUGGGAGUGAGGAUGAAGGUGGGAACAGAGGAGGCAGCAGGAGUCGCAGUGCGUCUCCAGCGCACAGCGACCGUAGCAGUGACCAUUCAGAGACCCGGGCUCAAAGUGGAAGUGGAAGUGAGAGAGGCUCAGACUCCAGUGAUGCCAGUGACAGUGAAUGAGACCUGUGGUCCGGACAGCUUGGCGACGGCUACCUAUCUUAUCUGUAUAUUCAGCCAGCUACAAACACUGAUGAUUGCAAAUAUCCAAUGAAAUUUGUGAGUGAGAUGCUCAUUGCUUUUGGACUGGGAUCUCUCUUCAGUCCAAUUUUUAGAUUUAGCCCAAGCACCAGUAGGUAUUUGUACGCCAUUCCCCUGAUUUUGUCUGUCAGAUAUUUAGUAUAGUAUCAUGUAAAAAUGUCUUUGUUCUCUCAGCUAUUGACAUGUCAUUAUGUUACAGCUUUGAAACUGAUAAUAAAUUGCAGGUGGCAUUUUGUAAGGAA
This is a messenger RNA of Seriola aureovittata, 2109 nucleotides long. RefSeq names its product PAF1 homolog, Paf1/RNA polymerase II complex component (gene paf1). Gene Ontology annotation, molecular function: RNA polymerase II complex binding; chromatin binding. The coding region runs from base 182 to 1789 and encodes 535 amino acids. The record is from RefSeq and is a predicted model, not a curated record. Gene Ontology annotation, biological process: transcription elongation by RNA polymerase II. Gene Ontology annotation, cellular component: Cdc73/Paf1 complex. Lineage: Eukaryota; Metazoa; Chordata; Actinopteri; Carangiformes; Carangidae. The transcript has 14 exons.